AUGGCUAUCACAAUUUUACCUCCCAUAGUGGAGGACCUUGGUCCCUACCAAUCCUCCGACGAGUCCGAGUCCGGUUCAGAUUCCGAUGUUGAAAUGAGCGGCGUCUCCCGACCAAACAAGCGUGCCCGCCUACAGAAUAAGAAAAAUGACAAAGCAAUCUUCACACCAGGUGAAGUCGUCACUAAUGACCCUCAAUGGAUGAGAGGUCAUGGUACAUUCACAAAUCCCCUCUCAACAUCUAUUAUUGCGACUGUUGCGGGUUAUCAACAAACCACCAACAAAUUGAUCUCGGUCCACCCAAUGCGAGCCCGAUACACACCUGAAAUCGGCGAUCUAGUCAUUGGUCGCAUUGUCGAGGUACAAUCGAAACGCUGGAAGGUUGAUGUCGCCGCCCCGCUCCUUGCACAACUCCCUCUGUCCGCAAUCAACCUUCCCGGCGGUAUCCUUCGACGACGAACAAGCGCCGACGAGCUUCAGAUUCGAACCUACUUCUGCGAAGGCGACCUGGUAGUAGCCGAGGUGCAGAGCGUGCACCAGGAUGGAGCGGCUUCCUUGCACACACGAUCUCUGAAAUACGGGAAAUUACGAAAUGGCGUUUUCCUAGCGGUGGCCGGUACUGGAGGUGUCGGAACAAGGAUCUCGAGCAUGAAGAGCGGUGCUGGAGAUGCGACUGAUACUGAUGGAACCAAGAAAUCACGACAACGGGUAUGGACAAUGGAAACACAAAACGGUGGUGGUCUGGUGGAUGUGUAUCUCGGGGUGAAUGGCUAUAUCUACAUCGCAAAGCAUCCGAACGGUGCUCCCCUGAUUAACUCGGCUUUGGAGAGCGUUGCACUUAGUCGCAUGGAGGAGGUGGUGUCGGGAUCGACUUACUCUAGUCAGAAUGAUGAGAUCGCCCCCCAAACUCGGCGAGAGAUUACCCGCUUGUCACAGAGCAUCCAGGUGCUAGUGCAAGGCGGUGUGUACGUGGAUGAAGUCUCCGUGAUGAAAGCCUAUGAAGUCAGUAAUCAAGUUGAUAUGGAGAUCGGUGAUGAUGACGUGGACAACGAGGGCCGGGAGUAUCUGGAGGGCGCGAAAGCUGAGCGAAUUCUCGAGGCAGUGAUGCGGCAGGCGCAGAGGAAUUAG
Penicillium odoratum is the source of this 1125-nucleotide messenger RNA. RefSeq names its product exosome non-catalytic core subunit RRP4. Gene Ontology annotation, biological process: CUT catabolic process; TRAMP-dependent tRNA surveillance pathway; poly(A)-dependent snoRNA 3'-end processing. Lineage: Eukaryota; Fungi; Ascomycota; Eurotiomycetes; Eurotiales; Aspergillaceae. Gene Ontology annotation, molecular function: RNA binding. Gene Ontology annotation, cellular component: nuclear exosome (RNase complex); cytoplasmic exosome (RNase complex). The transcript is spliced from 2 exons. The coding region runs from base 1 to 1125 and encodes 374 amino acids. The record is from RefSeq and is a predicted model, not a curated record.